AUGAGAAUUUGGUUCCAAGUUACACUAUACGGCAUAGAUUGCCCAGACUAUUCGUUUCGCAAGUUCACCGAUGAUGGCAAGUAUCUUGUGGCCUUUAGUCGAAACCACCAAGAUUUGAUUGUGUACCGUCCCAUCUGGUUAACGUUUUCAUGCCAUGAAGAAUGUGAUUCUCAUGAUCUUCCGGCCAAUGCAGAGAGAUUUGACAGUUUCUUUAAGCAGCUCUACUCAAUCUCACUUGCAUCCAGCAAUGAGUACAUUUGUGAGGACUUUUUCCUUUACAUGGAGUGCCAUCAAUAUGGCUUAUUUGCAACGUCAACUGCACGAAGUAAUGAAUCAAGUGUCACUGAGGGUGCAAUUCACGGGGUACCAUCAAUUGAGAAAAUAACUUUCUAUCUUGUAAGGCUAGAAGAUGGUGCAAUACUAGACGAGAAAGCUUUCUGCAAUGAUUUUAUCAAUUUGGCUCAUAGUAUUGGUGCUUACUUGUAUGAGGAUCUGGUUUGCAUUGUCUCUCUUCGAUAUCAGACAAUACAUGUCCUACAAAUCCGAGAUUCAGGCAGCCUUGUUGAGGUACGGAGAAUUGGUGCAUUUUGCCGGGAAGAUGACGAACUAUUUCUUUAUUCACAUGGCCAGGCUGCACAAGGGAGUUCUUUUCUUCCUGGCAUCAAGCAACGGUUGCUAUCAUUUAUUUUCCGCAAGACAUGGAAUGAGGAACCUGAUCAGGCUUUGAGGGUCCAGCACCUGAAGAAGAAAUUUUAUUUUCACUUUCAAGACUAUGUGGAUCUUAUCAUAUGGAAGGUACAGUUUUUGGAUCGCCAUCACCUAUUUAUCAAGUUUGGUAGUGUCAAUGGAAGGGUUACUCGAAGCACUGAUCAAAACCUAGCAUUCUUUGCUGUGUACAACAUGGAGACGACCGAGAUUGUGUCACUCUAUCAGAAUUCUUCGGAGGAGCUGUAUUCAUUGUUUGAACAUUAUUAUGAUCAUUUCCAUGCAAAUCCUCAAAAUUCUUUGCAUGAGAAAUUUAUCUCGUCCAAUCCCAAUAGUGUUCAUGCUCUUGAUCAACUCCGCACCAUUAAAAGUAAAGCAAGCAGCCCCUCACAGCUGUUUUCAGCAAUUGAUCGGCAUAGGCAUUGCACAGAGUAUCCUAUAAAAUUUAUAUCAGUGAGGCAACCAAAUGUCGUCAAAUUUAAGAUAAAACCAGGGUCAGAUUCUGGUGCUUCCGACAGCCGAGGAAAAAGAAUCUCUUCCUUGUUUCACCCAUUUUUCCCGCUUGCACUGUCGAUUCAGCAGACAAAUAUGCAGCCAACUGUUGUCAAUGUACAUUUCAGGAGAUAG
Molecule: messenger RNA, 1332 nt
Organism: Triticum turgidum subsp. durum (durum wheat)
Lineage: Eukaryota; Viridiplantae; Streptophyta; Magnoliopsida; Poales; Poaceae
Source: the annotation of a GenBank genome assembly